GCGUUCUUCCGUAUGCCUUGCCCUGGUCGUAUCGUCACCGAGCGUGCCGACCCUAUUGUCUCACCUGGACAAGUUGCUGGUCAUGUCCACACCAUCUCCGGAGGUAAUGGCUUCAAGUUCGAGAUGGACUAUGCCGAUACUCAGGCCUCGGACUGCUCCUCCUGUCCCAUCAAGCAGGAUCUCUCCAACUACUGGACUCCUUCUCUCUACUACCAGCACCAGAACGGAUCCUUCGAAAACGUUCAUCAGUCUGGUGAUGGUACUGGUAUCUAUGGCGGCAUGACUGUUUACUACCUUCAGCGCCCUGGGCCCAACAAUGAUGCACUCAAGGCAUUCCCUGAGGGUUUCCGUAUGCUUGCUGGUAACCCUUUCAAGCGUAACCACACCGACGACUUUGCUUCAAAGGCUGUCAGCUUCGUCUGCCUUGAUUACAGUGGUGGCUCUAGCACCACCGACGGACUUCCCACCAAGAAGUGUCCCGAUGGUCUCCGCGCCCAGAUCUUCUUUCCCUCAUGCUGGGAUGGUGUUAACCUUGAUUCAGCCGAUCACGCCUCGCACAUGUCAUAUCCUAUUGGCGGCAGCUACGAUAGCGGUAAAUGUCCUAGCACCCACCCUGUUCACUUGGUCUCUAUCUUUUACGAGGUAAACUACAACACCGGCGACUUUGAUGAUCAAUGGUACGGUAGUGGUCAGCCUUUUGUGUUUGCCAUGGGUGAUCCUACCGGCUACGGAUUCCACGGUGACUUUGUCAAUGGUUGGAACGUUCCUACUCUUCAGAAGGCUAUCGAUGAGUGUAACAAUGACAGCGGUCUCCUGUCUGACUGCCCCGUGUUCGAUCUUUUCACUACAAAGGAGAGUCAGGCCUGUAUCAUCCCUCCUCAGGUUGACGAGCAGGUUACCGGCAUGCUCGAUGCUCUUCCCGGUUGCAACCCCGUUCAGAAAGGCCCUGGUCUUGCUACCCCUCAGAGCUGCUCGACCAACAGUAGAGUGGCAACUGUCGGUGCCUACCAGCAAUACUACAAGGACGUUACCUCAUCGCUCAAGUGGCAGUACGUCGGUUGCGGCACAGACAACCUUAGCAGCCGUACCCUGAACUCCGCCUCCACCAGCAGCAACUCCAUGACUGUCGAGUCGUGUAUCUCUUACUGUGAGGGCAAGGGCUACAGCUACGCAGGUCUCGAGUACGCUUCUCAGUGCUACUGCGGUAACUCUGUCGCAUCUGACCGCCUACCCGUGGACGGCGUCCUUGGCAACUGCUUCACGCCCUGCACUGGCGACAGCACCGAGUACUGUGGUGGUGGUAGCGCUCUGUCCCUCUACCAGAGCUGUAAGGGUACCUCCAGCUGCACAAACAAUGCCUACACUGGUCCUGGCGGUUCUUCU
Aureobasidium subglaciale EXF-2481 is the source of this 1383-nucleotide messenger RNA. RefSeq lists its product as uncharacterized. The annotation marks the transcript as partial. The transcript has a single exon. The record is from RefSeq and is a predicted model, not a curated record. Lineage: Eukaryota; Fungi; Ascomycota; Dothideomycetes; Dothideales; Saccotheciaceae.